Molecule: messenger RNA, 754 nt
Organism: Mya arenaria
Lineage: Eukaryota; Metazoa; Mollusca; Bivalvia; Myida; Myidae
Exons: 1
Coding region: 53-754 (233 amino acids)
Source: RefSeq, a predicted model, not a curated record
CCAACUACAAACUGAUCUACACAACCUAGCUAAAUGGGAAGAAAAGUGGGGGAUGUCCUUCCAUCCGGAAAAGUGCAGCAUCUUGCGGGUUCACAGGAAGAGAUCUCCAACUGUACACGAUUACAAACUUAAGGGCCAUACAUUAGAAACAGAAGACUGUACAAAAUACCUUGGUUUGAACAUCUGUACCAACCUCUCCUGGGACACUCACAUCAGUAAGAUCGCUAAGAAGGGCAACUCAACCUUGGGAUUUCUUCGACGCAAUCUACGUAUCUCAAGUGAAGAAACGAAAGCCCGCGCCUACAACGCUCUAGUGCGCCCACAACUUGAGUAUUGCUCAACAGUCUGGAACCCCUACACCAAAACACACAUUAGGAGGCUUGAAAUGGUUCAGAGAAGAGCUGCAAGGUAUGUGACAAAACGCUAUCACAACACCAGUAGUGUAACAUCCAUGCUGGAAGAUCUUGGAUGGGAGACCUUAGAAUCGCGUAGGACCAAGGCACAACUGACCAUGAUGUAUAAGAUCGUGAACAACCUGGUCGACAUACAAGCUGAUUCCUACCUCACUCCCUCCAACCGCUCCACAAGAACCUCUAACAACAGGAACUUUACACAGAUAUCAACUUCUACCUCUUACUACAAGUUCUCCUUCUUUCCACAGACCAUCACAGAGUGGAACAAGCUACCAUCAAGCAUUGUUGAAGCCCCAGACUUGGUAUCCUUCAAGCAGGGGCUGUCCACCGUCUUCUCCUAA